Messenger RNA from Carya illinoinensis, 1657 nucleotides. Its product is annotated as heterogeneous nuclear ribonucleoprotein 1-like. NCBI's taxonomy places the organism in Eukaryota, Viridiplantae, Streptophyta, Magnoliopsida, Fagales, Juglandaceae. The record is from RefSeq and is a predicted model, not a curated record. The coding region runs from base 130 to 1173 and encodes 347 amino acids. Gene Ontology annotation, molecular function: RNA binding. Gene Ontology annotation, biological process: regulation of gene expression. The transcript has 6 exons. Gene Ontology annotation, cellular component: nucleoplasm.
CCAAGUUUAACCCAUUCAUCAUCUCUCUCUCUCUCUCUCUCUCUCUCUCUCUCUCUCUCUCACCCUAAGCUCUCGAUCUAUUUCUCCCUCUUCUCCACAAAGUCCAUCCCCAAAACGAAGUCACACGCAAUGGCGUCGAAAUCCAGGGGCGAUAACCCACACUCAGGCAAUGGUGCUAGUCCUGGAAAGAUUUUCAUCGGAGGAUUGCACAAAGAAACGAGCUUUGGGAUGUUUAGGAACCACUUUGAGAAAUAUGGAGAGAUAACAGAUGCUGUAAUAAUGAGAGAUCGGUACACUAAUCAGCCCAGGGGUUUUGGGUUUGUCACCUAUGCUGAUCCUUCAGUGGUUGACAAGGUUAUUGAAGACACCCAUAUCAUCAAUGGAAAACAGGUUGAGAUUAAGAGGACCAUUCCGAAAGGCCAAGGGCAGUCAAAAGAUUUCAAAACAAAGAAGAUAUUUGUUGGUGGUAUUCCAUCAUCAGUCACUGAAGAGGAGUUCAAGAAUUUCUUCUCCAAGUAUGGGGAAGUGGUGGAACACCAGAUCAUACGUGAUCAUGAAACCCAGCGAUCUCGAGGCUUUGGAUUCAUAAUUUUUGACAGUGAUGAAGUUGUAGAUGAAAUAUUAUCGAAUGGAAAUAUGAUUGAAAUGGCGGGUACCCAGGUGGAGAUCAAGAAAGCUGAACCAAAGAAAUCCUCAAACCCACCACCUGCUCCUGCAUAUGGUAGCAACUCUAGGUCUCGUUCUUUUAAUGAUGGCUACAGUGGUUUUGGCGGUUCUUAUGGAGGUUUCGAUGGAGGGUUUGGUCCUGGUCCCUACAGGACAGCAGGUCUUGGCAGUAGACUUGGUGGUGGAUAUGGCUAUGGUGGUGGUAGUGGUGAAUUUGGGGGUGGUUAUGGGGGUUUUGGAUCCAGUAGCUUAGGUGGCUACCGAAGUGAGUCUUCCCUUGGUUAUUCUAGUCGCUUUGGACCCUAUGGUGGUGGUUUUGGGGGCAGUUAUGGAAGUGGGUUAGGUGGAUAUGGCCAAGGGGGUGAAGGCUACGGAGGUUACGGAAGUUCAGGCUAUGGUGCUGGUUAUGACUCUGGGCCUGGUUCUAGUUACAGUGGAGCAGGUGGGCUGUAUGGAAGGGGGGGAGGCUACAGUGGCAGUAGCCGGUACCACCCCUAUGGAAGGUAGAGUUGAAAGGCAGUAGUCAGUACCCUCCUUGUGGGAGGUAGAAAUGAAGUGUCUUCGAUGCAGUUGCUUAAGCUUUGUCAUAGAAGUUUUUCACUGGCUCCUCUAGUUUUGUUCCUCAUGCAUUGAUAGACACUUUCUCACAACUACUAGAGGUCUCCUUCUACUGCUAGAGGGGAAGCUUUAAAAGAUCGGAAGAGUUCUGCUAGACUUUCCUCUAUUGUAUGGGUUAGAGAAACUAAUAGAAUGAUUUGGAUGAGUCCUCCCCCAUCUACUAUUAAAAAGUCAUGUUUUAGUCUAAUUUCAUUUUAGCAUGUUAUGUAGAUUGUUAGACUAUAGCCAUCUUAUGGGGUGUUUGUUAUAAUCUAUACUUUAGUUCGAUCUAGAUAGGCAUUCUUAUGGUUGUUUAUACGUGUGUAUCCUCUUAUUUUUACAUUAGCAUUGGGGCACCUUUUAGUGUUCAACGCAGAAGAAAUAUUUUCCUCGA